Molecule: messenger RNA, 2076 nt
Organism: Suillus fuscotomentosus
Lineage: Eukaryota; Fungi; Basidiomycota; Agaricomycetes; Boletales; Suillaceae
Exons: 10
Coding region: 1-2076 (691 amino acids)
Source: RefSeq, a predicted model, not a curated record
AUGCCUCCUCGUGCUAUUAACAGCCCCAAGAAGAAGAGGUCGAAGCGCAAAGGCUCAGAUGCUUCAACUGGCAGGGCAGGUGUACCCAAAAAAUCUCGUCAGGCUACGGACCUCACCGAAACACUCAGCGUACCACUUGUUUCCCUUGGCCUUGCUGAAGUUGAAGAUGGUGCUCCACGACGUUCUGGCCGCCCCAAUGCAGGGACCGGAGGUAGGAACAGCCAGCUAGAAAAGAUUGGUGCAGUCCUUGAGUCUCAGUCUCGAAGUCGUCCUCCCAAGGGCUCCACGUCCCUCAGUCCUAAUAUCCCAGUGAACCCUCAGGCUCCGGAACCAGCUCGUAAAGGACGGAAGGGUUGUUCAAAGGUCAGGCAUGCGGUUCCUCCGCCUUAUAGUUCACUCACGGUUACCAAUGGUCCUGCGAGCAUUGAUAACACAGGUCCUGGUCUUUCAAUGCACCAACCUGGCGGAAGGUUUGGUUUCGUUGCUCCUCCUAGUGCUGGCCGUAGUCUUCACGAGGCUAACAAUCCACAUGUCGCUGUUGGCUCGAAGGCUGUCAAGAAGCGUGCUACGAAAGUAGCUCGUGAUCCAAACCCACGCAAUAUCAUACCGCCACUCACCACCUUCGUGGAACAAAACUUGGAUCCGGCCCUUUUCGAGGAGGACAACAAUGUCAGGCGUCAACCUAUACUGCGAGAAUCCCAGCUAUUGAACAGUGGACCCAAAGUCAGCAGCACCAACGACAGCGAUGACGAAGACGAGGACGAGGACGAGGACGAGGACGAGGAUGGAGACGAGGAUGAGGACGAGGAUGGGGAUGAGGACGAGGAUGGGGAGAGGGAAGAGGACGAGGAUGAGUCAGACGAGGAUGAGCACACCAAUGAGAAUGGGUACCAACGUCACAAUGGCCAUCCAGGCUUCUCAAACGAAUCGCUACUUUCGCAGCCUCGAGUCAUUCGUCAUCUCUCACCUGAAUUCGAUUUUCAGUACUCCCGCGAUGAGGAUGAUGCGGCUGCUCAGACGAGCCUCAAUAAAAACACUGUAGCAAACUCUCAAUCCUCGACCGUCCACCAGAACAGUGACUCCCAGGAGUGCAACGGCAACAACAGACACAAUGUUCUGAGUGAUCGUUUGCAUACCUCGAAGCCUAGCGACGUAUUGGAGUCCCACCACAAGAAAAAUGGCCAGCCCCGCCUUCCCGACCCUGAAACUCUUGAGCUGCUUCAUCAAGUAGCCGAGCACGCUGAUGACCAACAGGCUCCCCGGAGAAACAGAAAGAUGAAACGGUCAGAAGACGGGCCCAAACCUACUCUAUUAGCUUGGUAUGGGCCGCGCUGGAAAAGCUUCCUUGAGCACACCAAGGGAGAAUGUCGUGUGGAACACGCACUUGACGAUCCGUUCCCGAGUUUUGUUGGUGAUCUUCCAGGGUCAGUAACUGAAGUUCUCAUCGCAACUUUAGUCAUUUGGGACAAGGAAGGAAAACAAUUCGAAGCUGGGGUUUGGCCGGAGCAAAAGUGUAACAUGGCUCGAUUGUUAUAUGACGAUCUUUCGACCUGGCGAUCAGAACUCAAGAAAACUGCCAUAGGCUUAGCACCUCUUGCAUACUCACUUGUUCCCCCCGCAUCAGUCCCCGCUCAAGAACGUGCAACGUGGGUCCAGAAUGCUGCUUCGCAAUUACUUUCGGAAUCCGAGUUUUUACGGUUUGGAUUGGAUGCAUUGGGCAAAACAAGGAAUUUCGCUCAUCCUGGCCUUCGUGACGCAGUUAUUGGAUUCUUUUACACAGGGCCGUAUCGAAUUGCCCGGAAGAGGCCAGAUAUCUUUCGCAAGCAAUUGCCCAUCUCAUGUUUGGCUUUGGUUUCCGCUGCGUACAAUUGUGUCCUCGACGGUCUCGUCAAAAACGGUCACGGCAAAUCUUAUCCCAAGUUCUCCGCCAAGGAAUACGGCCCGAUAUACCGCCAGAUGGUCAGAAUGAUCGAUCAAAUUCUUCAACAUCCAUAUCACGGUCCCAGGGCCGCAUGUCUAAAACUUGAUGGCACUGAGGAGACCAAACACACCCAUCUACAAAUCGUCCUCGACUAA